AUGAAUACUAUUAAUGAUACUAAGACCAACAAUGAAGGUACUACUACUAGUAGUACCGACUCACCUCUUCUGUUUGCGGAUGAUUUAGUUUGGAGUGGCCAGAUUCUAUCGUUUGUGGUUGCUAGUACCGGUACUCCUUCUGCAGCUGCCAAUAGCAGCACCGCUAAUAACAAUAAGAAACAGAAGAUGUCUCCUCCCUUCGAAUCUCUUUUGUUGGCUGAUGACGGCCUUUCGAUCCAAGGUAUUCUCCCUUUUAUUGGUGUUGGACAGUAUGCUUUUGUAGGAGCUGUGAACAAGAAGAUGAAUCAACUGUACAAAGAGUACUGCAAAAUUGAACUAAAGAAUAAUCCAAGAAAGGUUAAGUCUAACCCUGGAGAUUAUUCUGUCAGGCGCUCUGCAGAAAUCACCGACACUCUUUGCAGCGAAACAUUCUGUAAUCUACCCCGUGCAGAAUACUGGUUCAAGGACAAUUCUAGCAACAAAAAGCCUGGUCGCCAUCUUGUUUGUGCUGCCAUUGCCAAAAUUGGAAAUAUUAUGGUCAUGAAAUGGGCACGGCAACAAGGAUUCUAUUGGAGUGAAAAUACAUGUGCUGCAGCGGCUAGAAAUGGACAUUUUGAAUUACUCAAAUGGCUGCAUGCAAAUGGCUGUCCAUGGAAUGCAUGGACAUGCUACAAUGCUGCUUCAAAUGGACAUUUCGAAGUUUUGAAGUGGGCUCGUGAAAAUGGUUGUCCAUGGAGUGCAUAUACAUGUCCUCACGCUGCUGAAAAUGGGCAUUUGGAGAUUUUGAAGUGGGCUCGUGAGAAUGGGUGUCCAUGGAAUGCAGACACAUGCUCAAGUGCGGCUAAAAGUGGCCAUUUGGAUAUUCUGAAGUGGGCUCGUGAAAAUGGUUGUCCAUGGAAUUGGCAGACAUGUACAGUUGCUGCUGAAAGUGGACAUUUGGAAAUUUUAAAGUGGGCUCAUGAAAAUGGUUGUCCAUGGGAUGAACGGACAUGCGAGAAGGCUGCCGAAAAUGGACAUUUGGAUGUUUUAAAGUGGGCACAUGAAAAUGGUUGUCCAUGGGAUGAAGAGACAUGUCAAGAGGCCGCCGAAAAUGGACAUUUGGAUGUUUUAAAGUGGGCUCAUGAAAAUGGUUGUCCAUGGGAUGAAGGGACAUAUCAAGCUGCCUGCAUGAAUAACCACAGCGAAGUGAUCCAGUGGCUACGUGACAAUGGUUGCCCUGGUUCUCAUGAUGAAGGACACGAAGAUCAUUCAUGGUAA
Molecule: messenger RNA, 1257 nt
Organism: Seminavis robusta
Lineage: Eukaryota; Bacillariophyta; Bacillariophyceae; Naviculales; Naviculaceae
Source: the annotation of a GenBank genome assembly